Messenger RNA from Psammomys obesus (fat sand rat), 9374 nucleotides. RefSeq names its product proprotein convertase subtilisin/kexin type 5 (gene Pcsk5). The record is from RefSeq and is a predicted model, not a curated record. The coding region runs from base 447 to 6095 and encodes 1882 amino acids. Gene Ontology annotation, cellular component: trans-Golgi network; Golgi membrane. Lineage: Eukaryota; Metazoa; Chordata; Mammalia; Rodentia; Muridae. Gene Ontology annotation, biological process: peptide hormone processing. Gene Ontology annotation, molecular function: serine-type endopeptidase activity. The transcript has 38 exons.
UGCCCGGAGCCGGAGGGAGCGCAGCGAGCGGGCGAGCGAGCGCUGGGAGCCCGGUUCAGCAGAGGGGGCGCCCGGCCGCCGCUUACGCUCGGGCUGGUCGUCUUCCCGGCGCUGCGGGGCCCGAAGGGAGCAAAAGGCGAACGAAGAGUCCGGGAGGGGAGCCCGCGGGGGAGGCGCCGGUCCCGCUCCUCCGUCUCCCGGGUCAGCCGGGGAGCGCUCGCUGACCGCCCCGCCGGCCCCGAGCCCACAAGCCCGGUCCCCGCUGUCCCAGGGAUGGUCUAGGAGCCUGCGAGGGGCUAGGCGCUGCGUUCCGUUCCCGGGCUCUCCUGCCUCCUGCCUCCCGCUCCCGGCUGCGCGCCCGGCCGGCCCAGGCCGGAGAAGUUAGUUGUGCGCUCCGCUUAGCGCGCGAGCCAGCGGGCGGGCGAGGGCAGCGAGGCGCUGGGACCAUGGGCUGGGGCUGGGGGAGUCGCCGCUGCCACCCGGGACGGCAGGACCUGCUGUGCGUGCUGGCGCUGCUCGCGGGCUGUCUGCUCCCAGUGUGCCGGACGCGCGUCUACACCAACCACUGGGCGGUGAAGAUAGCCGGCGGCUUCGCCGAGGCCGACCGCAUCGCCAGCAAGUACGGAUUCAUCAACGUAGGACAGAUUGGCGCGUUGAAGGACUACUAUCACUUCUACCAUAGUAGGACCAUUAAAAGGUCUGUUCUUUCGAGCAGAGGAACCCACAGUUUCAUUUCAAUGGAACCAAAGGUGGAGUGGAUCCAGCAGCAAGUGGUGAAGAAACGAACGAAGAGGGAUUAUGACCUCAGCCACGCCCAGUCCACCUACUUCAAUGACCCCAAGUGGCCAAGUAUGUGGUACAUGCACUGCAGCGAUAACACGCAUCCCUGCCAGUCAGACAUGAAUAUUGAAGGGGCCUGGAAGAGAGGCUACACGGGGAAGAAUAUCGUGGUGACUAUCCUGGACGACGGCAUCGAGAGAACCCACCCUGAUCUGAUGCAAAACUACGAUGCUCUGGCAAGUUGCGAUGUGAACGGGAAUGACUUGGACCCGAUGCCUCGUUAUGAUGCAAGCAAUGAGAACAAGCACGGGACCCGCUGUGCUGGAGAAGUGGCAGCCGCUGCAAACAACUCUCACUGCACCGUUGGAAUCGCUUUCAACGCGAAGAUCGGAGGUGUGAGGAUGUUGGACGGUGAUGUCACAGACAUGGUGGAAGCGAAGUCUGUCAGCUACAAUCCACAGCACGUGCAUAUCUACAGUGCCAGCUGGGGUCCAGACGAUGAUGGCAAGACUGUGGAUGGGCCGGCUCCCCUCACCCGGCAAGCCUUUGAGAACGGUGUGAGAAUGGGGCGGAGAGGUCUUGGCUCUGUGUUUGUGUGGGCAUCCGGCAAUGGCGGAAGGAGCAAAGACCACUGCUCUUGCGACGGCUACACCAACAGCAUCUACACCAUCUCCAUCAGCAGCACGGCCGAGAGUGGAAAGAAACCUUGGUACUUGGAAGAGUGUUCAUCUACCCUGGCCACAACCUACAGCAGUGGAGAAUCCUAUGACAAGAAGAUAAUUACUACUGACCUAAGGCAGCGAUGCACGGACAAUCAUACUGGGACAUCAGCCUCAGCUCCCAUGGCUGCUGGCAUCAUUGCCCUGGCCCUGGAAGCCAAUCCGUUUCUGACCUGGAGAGACGUACAGCAUGUAAUUGUCAGGACUUCCCGUGCGGGACAUUUGAACGCUAAUGACUGGAAAACCAAUGCUGCUGGUUUUAAGGUGAGCCAUCUGUAUGGAUUUGGACUGAUGGAUGCGGAAGCCAUGGUGAUGGAGGCAGAGAAGUGGACAACUGUUCCUCAGCAGCACGUGUGCGUGGAGAGCACGGACCGACAAAUCAAGACCAUUCGCCCCAACAGUGCAGUGCGCUCCAUCUACAAAGCCUCCGGCUGCUCGGAUAAUCCUAACCAUCACGUCAAUUACCUGGAGCAUGUAGUCGUGCGUAUUACCAUCACACACCCUCGGAGGGGAGACCUGGCCAUCUACCUGACCUCACCCUCAGGAACCAGAUCCCAGCUUUUGGCCAACAGGCUAUUUGAUCACUCUAUGGAAGGGUUUAAGAACUGGGAGUUCAUGACUAUUCAUUGCUGGGGAGAACGGGCGGCUGGUGACUGGAUCCUUGAAGUGUAUGAUACUCCAUCUCAGCUGAGGAACUUCAAGACCCCAGGUAAAUUGAAAGAAUGGUCCUUGGUCCUCUAUGGCACAUCCGUACAGCCAUACUCCCCAACCAACGAGUUCCCCAAAGUAGAACGCUUCCGCUAUAGCCGAGUGGAAGACCCCACAGAUGACUACGGUGCUGAAGAUUAUGCAGGUCCCUGUGACCCUGAAUGCAGCGAGGUUGGUUGUGAUGGACCAGGACCAGACCACUGCAGUGACUGUUUACACUACUACUAUAAGCUGAAAAACAACACCAGAAUCUGUGUCUCCAGCUGCCCUCCUGGCCACUACCAUGCUGACAAGAAGAGGUGCCGGAAGUGUGCGCCCAACUGUGAGUCCUGCUUUGGCAGCCAUGGUGAUCAGUGCCUAUCUUGUAAAUAUGGCUACUUCCUGAACGAAGAAACCAGCAGCUGCGUUACUCAGUGUCCUGAUGGCACAUACCAGGAUACCAAGAAAAAUGUUUGCGGGAAAUGCAGUGAGAACUGUAAGGCAUGCACUGGAUUUCACAACUGCACAGAGUGCAAGGGCGGAUUAAGCCUUCAGGGAUCCCGCUGCUCUGUCACCUGCGAGGAUGGACAGUUCUUCAGCGGUCACGAUUGCCAGCCCUGCCACCGCUUCUGUGCCACCUGCACUGGGGCCGGAGCAGAUGGGUGUAUUAACUGCACUGAGGGCUAUGUCAUGGAAGAGGGAAGGUGUGUACAGAGCUGCAGUGUGAGCCAUUAUCUGGACCAGUCUUCAGAGAAUGGAUACAAAUCCUGCAAGAGAUGUGAUAACAGCUGUUUGACAUGCAAUGGCCCAGGAUUCAAAAACUGUUCCAGCUGCCCCACUGGGUAUCUUUUAGACUUAGGAACGUGUCAGAUGGGAGCCAUCUGCAAGGAUGGAGAAUAUGUUGACGAGCAAGGCCACUGCCAAGCCUGCGAAGCCUCAUGUGCCAAGUGCAGGGGACCAACUCAGGAAGACUGUACCAGCUGCCCCAUGACAAGGGUUUUGGAUGAUGGUCGCUGUGUUUUGAGCUGUCCCUCAUGGAAGUUCGAAUCUAAGAAGCAAUGCCAUCCGUGCCACCAUACUUGCCAAGGAUGCAAAGGAAGUGGGCCUUCGAACUGCACCUCCUGUAGGCAAGACAAGCAUGGUCGGGAGCGCUUCCUGUACCAGGGUGAGUGUUGGGAGAACUGCCCUGUGGGCCAUUAUCCUGCCGAGGGACGUGCCUGCUUGCCCUGCCCGGACAACUGUGAGCUUUGCUCCAACCCACAUGUCUGCACUAGAUGCAGGAGCAGCUACUUCAUCACCCCCGCUGACCACACCUGCCGGAAGCUGGAGUGCGGACAAGGUGAAUUCCAGGACUCUGAGUAUGAAGAAUGCAUGCCUUGUGAGGAAGGAUGUCUGGGAUGCACCGUGGGUGAUCCGGGAGCCUGCACCUCGUGCGCUGCAGGAUAUUACAUGUUUGAGCAGCGCUGCUAUAAAGCCUGUCCCGAGAAGACCUUCCGCGCGGAACGGGAAUGCAGGGCCUGCGGCACUAACUGUAGCAGCUGCGACGAGCACGAGUGCUACUGGUGUGAGGAGGGCUUCUUUCUCUCAGGUGGCAGCUGUGUGCAGGAUUGUGGCCGUGGCUUCUAUGGAGACCAAGCAUUGGGAACGUGUGAGCCUUGCCACCGAGCCUGUGAGACUUGCACAGGAUUGGGCUACAACCAGUGCAGCAGCUGUCAAGAAGGGCUGCAGCUGAGAAAUGGGACUUGUGUCUGGCCCACCUGGUCCCAGGUUGAAAGCAAGGUCUGGACUGAAGCUGUGCCCACUGAAAAGCCAUCUUUGGUGAAGAGCCUGCUGCAGGAGCAAAGAAGGUGGAAAGUUCAAAUGAAAAGAGAAACAACGAGGCAGGAUCAACCUUGUGAUUCUUCUUGUAAAACCUGCAAUGGAUCUGAGACUCUCUGCACUUCAUGUCAUACAGGUACAUACCUCUUCGGGCAGGCCUGUGUUCACUCCUGUCCCCAGCACACAUGGCCCUCGGUCAGGAGCGGCCGCUGUGAAAACUGUGCCGAGGGCUGUGCCUCUUGCUCUGGAGCUGACCUUUGCCAAAAGUGCCUGAGUUCACCGGACAACGCCCUGGUUCUCCACGAUGGCAGGUGCUACCACAGCUGCCCAGAGGGCUUCUAUGCAAAAGAUGGUGUUUGCGAACACUGUAGCUCCCCUUGCAAAACAUGUGAAGGAAAUGCCACCAGCUGCCUCUCUUGUGAAGGAGACUUCGUCCUAGACCAUGGGAUGUGCUUGCAAACUUGCCCUGAAAAACACGUGGCCAUGGAAGGAGUCUGCAAGCACUGUCCAGAGAUGUGCCAGGACUGCAUCCAUGAAAAAACUUGCAAAGAAUGCAUGCCUGGAUUCUUCCUAUAUAAUGACAUGUGCCAUCAGUCCUGUCCCAAACACUUCUAUCCUGACUUACGCCAGUGUGUCCCCUGCCAUGAAAACUGUCUGGAGUGCAGUGGUCCCAAGGAGGAUGACUGUGCUGUCUGUGCUGACACUUCCAAAGUUCUCUACAAGGGGUUGUGUUUGGAUGUGUGCCCUGAGGGAACCUACGAAGAAGAAGAGAAUGAUGAAUGCAAAGAUUGUCCUGAGUUCUGCCAGACCUGCUCAUCAGCUUGGACCUGCCUGUCCUGUCAGGAAGGCCUGACAAUGGUGCAUGAUGUCUGCACAGCACCCAAGGAGUGUGCAGCCAUUGAGUACUGGGACAAGGGCUCUCACAGGUGCCAGCCAUGUCACAGGAAAUGCUCCCGCUGCUCAGGGCCUGCUGAGGACCAGUGCUAUAGCUGCCCUGGAGAGACUCUUCUUCUCAACACGACUUGUGUGAGAGCCUGCCCAGAAAGCUACCACGCUGACAAGGACGGCCACCAAUGUGUGCCCUGCCACAGCUCUUGCCGGACCUGCGAAGGCCCACACAGCAUGCAGUGCAGCUCCUGCCGACCUGGCUGGUUUCAGCUGGGCAAAGAGUGCUUGCUGCAGUGCAGGGAUGGAUAUUAUGGAGAAAGUGCCAGUGGUCGGUGUGAGAGGUGUGACAAGAGCUGCAAGGCAUGCCGAGGCCCACAGCCCACAGACUGCCAGUCUUGUGACACCUUUUUCUUCCUGCUGCACUCCAAGGGGCAGUGUCGUCGUACUUGCCCUGAGCACUACUAUGCAGACCAGCGCUCACAGACCUGUGAGAGGUGCCAUCCAACUUGUGACCAGUGUGAAGGAAAGGGGGCAUUGAAAUGCUUGUCCUGUGUGUGGAGCUACCAUUUCCAGAAAGGAAUUUGUAUGCCGGAUUGUGUUGUUGGGGAAUACAGAGACAGAAAGGGAGAAAAUUUUAACUGUAAAAAGUGCCACGAGAGCUGCGAAGAGUGCAAAGGACCCGGGGCCGAGAACUGCACGGUGUGCCCAGCUGGCCUGCUGCUGCACGUGGAGGACAGCCGCUGUCUCCACUGCUGCAAUGCUUCCCACCCCCACAGAUCCCGGGACUGCUGUGACUGCCGGAGCUCCACAGGCCUUCCACCGGAGGAAUGCAUCCUUCCAGUCAGCGAGGCUGUGUCCUCGGAGCGCACCAAGACUGCCCUGCUGGUGACCUCAGGAGCCAUGCUGCUGCUGCUGCUGGGGGCCGCUGUGGUUGUGUGGAGGAAGUCCAGAAGCCGACCUGAGGCAAAGGGGCGCUACGAAAAGCUGGCAGAACCCACUGUGUCAUACUCCUCCUACAGGAGCAGUUAUCUCGACGAGGACCAGGUGAUUGAGUACAGGGACCGGGACUAUGAUGAAGAUGAUGAGGAUGACAUUGUCUACAUGGGCCAAGAUGGCACUGUCUACCGGAAGUUCAAGUAUGGGCUGCUGGAUGAGACGGAAGAUGAUGAGCUGGAGUAUGAUGAUGAGAGCUACUAUCAGUAAACAGAGCUCCUCCAUCCCCCACCCCUUUCCUGGUCCCUGUGGCUGUCAGCCCUUCUGGGAGCUACUAACUCAUUGGCUGAGGUUCGAGUGUUUUGUGCUUUGUCCUAACCUUGCGUCCAACCUGAAUGUGGAGGAACCCUGGAGUCUGCUGUGCUGCUUUUGACUAGCCGAGUGCAAUGAACAAAUCUUGCAAGGGGAGACUUCAAAGGAAUUUUCCUUGAGGGUAUGUCAAGACCUUAAAAAAGAGGAGAGAUCUGUUGAAGACUUUUACAUGAUUUUUCAGAGUGGAUGGGGCAGAGGACCUGUAGGGGUUCUGCUCUCAAGCGGUACUUGGAGGCCCCCAGCUACCUUCAGGAAUUCUGAGAGUUGCUGGGGCUGGGGUGGCAGGUCUGUUCCCUUUCAAUUGUGUUUUAAACAAACAAACAAAAAUCUGUAAAGACAAAGAAAGGGGGCUUGCAGUUUCUUUCAGCCCCUGGGGAGCGGAAAAGACCAUCUCUCCUGUGACCGCUCAACCCCCUUCUUAAAUGAAUAAUUAGUAGGCUCAUAGCUUACAGACCUUGCGCUCCUCUGCAGAAACCCAGAACCCUAACACUCCAAGGGCAGAGAAAGCUUAGGUGGAGAGCAGGCAGCGCCAAGUCCACAAGGAAGGAAACUGUUUCCAAGAGUCUCACCCUUGUGAUUUUCUAAAAGCUUUUUCGGUAGGAAAGAAUAAAAGAAACAUUGUAAUAAUAAGCUAACACAAAAGACAAAAAUUCCAUAUGCUCUUAAUAAUAAUAAUAAUAAUAAUAAUAAUAAUAAUAAUAAUAAUAAUACUUUAACUACAGAGCAAAGCAUUCAUCAAUGAAUCAUCAAACGAGUUUGGCUCUCCAUAAGAAAAGGCGGGUGUAUAGCCUAAAUUUUAAAAAAUUCCCAUCAUGCUGUUCACAGGCUGCAAUCAAGCUGCAAUCAAGCUGCAAACAGCUGUCCAGCUCUCUUCAGUCCUAUGGUUUGUUUUGUUUUGUUUUGUUUUGUUUUGUUUUGUUUUGUUUCUGGGCUUCAUAAACUCUUUUCCACUCUGGUCAAGAGUGUUCUUAGAUUACACAGCUGUGGCACUUUUUCUGCAGAUGGUAAUUCACAGGGAGGGCCCCGAGUGCAAAAUGACACAAGCGUUUGUCAUCGUGAAGCUCCUUGUCAUUGGCAGUGCUACGUGUGAAACACCAAAAAGUGAGAGUGACACCAUCAGAUGAUGGCAGUCAUAAUAAAGUGAGUUGCACACCUGCCGCACACCAGGCGAUUAAUGUAUCUCACAUCCUUCCUAUGUAACAACUCUACCGGAUGAUGCAGCGCACCUCUGGUUGUUUGUUUUUUAAAGGCUUAUUUAGUGUUUAUACAGCAUCCUACCUGCAUACUGGAUCUUACUAUCGAUGGUUAUGAGGCAUCAUGUGGUUGCUGGGGAUUGAACUUAGGACCCUUGGAAGAGCAGCCAGCGCUCUUAACCUCUGAGCCAUCUCUCCAGCCCUCACUCCUGUUUUUAUAGGAGCUCUGAGGCUUCCAAAAGGCUAAGCCACUAGCUCAAGAUUGCAGACAGCUCAUUAAGGUUCAAGAAAUAAGAAUGACUUGAAAGCAUUUUAGUAACCGUUCUCCACUGACAGUGUCAAAACAACCAUCCUAAAUAUAAGAAAACUAUGUCCCUUAUUUUAUUCCAUGACAGUUAUCCUACACAGUAUGAUAACGUGCGUGAGUGUAGAUAACAACGCCUGAUUAUGGGAGAUCACUAUGCUUGUGUUUCUUCAGAGAAAAGCCCUUAGAACACAGACCACUCAAUCGCCUCUGCCAACACUCAGGUUUCUUUUCAGGCUUUCUGAGCUAAAAAGACCCUGUCAGGACUGCUCAGACCUGCCGUGGAAACAUGUGUGGAACCAGUCCAAAAUUAACAAGCUGUGCCCCAGUAAAACUUUGUUUAUAAUCACUAAUAUUUGAAUUUCAGGUCAUCAUCACAUAUCAUGAAAUAACAUCCUCUUGAUGGUCAUUUAAUAUAUAUAUAUACAUAUAUGUGAAUGAGCCAGCACUGUGGUGGCACAUGCCUGUAAUUCCAGCACUCGGGGAGGCAGAGGCAGGCAGAUCUCUGUGAUAUCAAGGCCAGCCUGAUCUACAAAGUGAGUCCAGGACAGACAAGGCUACACUGAAAAAGCCUGUCUCAAAAAAUAAACAAAAAAAACAAAAACAAAAACAACAACAGGUAGCUUCAGACUCUUAAGAUAUCAUGUGUAUCACAUACACAUAGGAUAAAGUUCCCAAUUUUUGAUCAUUUAAAAUGAUCUCUUCAUGGUGGUACCGUCAGGGGUAGAGUACUUGUUAAGGAGACUAGGCAGCAGCCAGUUGCCUCUUUAGCCCCAUAAGGGUACAGUUAUCCUGGUGUGGGCUGGAGAGAGCAUGGAGGGAUACGAUCUUGGGACCUCAGGAGUGUCUCUCUGGGACCCAAGCCCAACUCUGCUGCUACAUGUGGGGGAAAAAAAAUGAUCUCUUCAAAAUACAUUUGAUUGUUUACUUUUCAGUCCUUAAGAUAGCUUUAAAGAAUUGCCGUCAUAUCAGCGGAAGAAUUCAACCCUUGCUGUAUAAUUCCAGAGUUCAACUAUAGAAACAAGUAAUUUUGACUGUAUGUGUCAUUCAACUUCCUUGAGAAUGUAGAAGCAGGCUGAGCUGCUUUCAGCAGCCUAAAGAAAAAAAAAAUUUUCCCAAGAAAAGUACCUGUGCUUAUGAGGAUGUACACUCUUACAAGAUGACUUGAAAUACCAAGAAGAGUUGUGCUCUUGCUCUUUGUGAUCCACAAAGAAAGGAACCUUGUGCCUGUGUGUGGUUAAGGCACCUAGCCUUCUGUCCUUGUAGUCAUGACACAUUCUUCUCCAACAUCCUUUAAAGUGUGUACUAACAACUGACUUAGUGCGUAAAUGUGUGGUUGAAAAACAGCUUUCAGUUUUCUGCUUGCAAAUAACUUGAAAAUGUUAAAACUAGAAAUAUGCCAGGAGAUUGAAUAAAAGUUCUCAAGAUUCAGGCUCUCUAAAAGGAAUUUUAAAUUGGAAAUAAAGUGAAAUCAAGGAAAGAUGAUGCUACAGAGACUUGCUUAUUAGUGGACUAUUUCUGAGCACUUUUAUGUGUGUAGGAUUAAGCUGUACAAAAUAAUAGAUGCAAAAACGGUAGGCGUUCUGGGUUUUGUCUUUUUCGAUCUGUGUAUCUGUGUAUCUGAGCAAGUCUUACCAUUGAUGAAUUUCCUCUCCAAUAAAUCGAUCCAGUCUGUCUUCA